Acanthosepion pharaonis is the source of this 759-nucleotide messenger RNA. Lineage: Eukaryota; Metazoa; Mollusca; Cephalopoda; Sepiida; Sepiidae. The record is from the annotation of a GenBank genome assembly.
AUGAGAUCGCUGUUGGCAGCUGUUCUCGUCGGAAGUCCCGCUAACUUCAGUCUGCCGGCGAGCUCUUCAGAAACAAUAGAAUGUCUGGGACGCAGCAUUAUUGUGGCCUCUUCUCUCGCUAGCCAGUUGGAGCGACAACGACACACGGGCGUGCAGUGCGUCGGCUCAUUUUGUCGACCACUUGAGUCGCUUAUUUCUUCCUUACAUAUUUAUAUAAAUGAGCUCAUUAUCUAUCUAUCUAUCUAUCUAUCUAUCUAUCUAUCUAUCUAUCUAUCUAUCUUUUUUUUUGUUAUUCAAAAUGUUUUCUUUACCUUCUACCUAUCUUUAUUUUCUGAUAUUUUUUUCCCUUUCUUUCCUUUAUUCUUUCUUAUUGAAUUACUUCUAAUCAUUUACUUUGUUUCUGUCUUGUUUUCUUUCUUUCUUUUUUUCUUUUUUCCUUUCUAUCUAUCUAUCUAUCUAUCUAUCUAUCUCCCCCCACCACCCUUUUUUUUGGCUCUUUUCAUUUUUUCUCUUUGUUUCUCAUAUUUUUUUUACUUUCUUUUUUCUUUCACACAUCACUUCUUAAAAUUUCUUUCAUUUUUUAAUUAUAUUUUUCUCUUUUGCUUAUCAGUACUAGUCUUUUUCUUUCUCAUGUGUUUUUUCGUUUUUAUUUUACUUUCUUUCUUUCAAAGUUUUAUUUUUCCACUUUUUCUUUCUUGUUUUUUCUUUCUCUCAUUCUUUCUUUCUUUCUUUCUUUCUUUUCUAGUUUUUUCUCUGUGA